UCAGUAGUCUACCACCAUCUUCGUGUAAAGCGCCGUCGUGCAAACUACAAAGAAAAGGCCAUCAGUUCAGCAAGCACACUCGCGCUGUGCAAGUUUUGUAGUGGACUAGAGCAAAAAUUCGGGUCGCCGAGGCGAACGCGUACGCGUACACACAUUCUCGUUUCAGUCGUGUGAAAAGGCGAACUUUUCCCGUACAUUUUUCGCUUGUUCCUUCUCGUCGUCGUCAUCGCCUUCGUCGUCGGUGUGUAAAUUUCACGGAGAUAUUUUGUCCGCGCACUCCACGAUCGGGAGACAGCUUAAUUUCCAACUGCGACAGCAACAAAACUCCGUUCGCGUUUCCGAAAACCAAAAAGUAUGGAUUCGGAAAUUCCGGAACUUUCCGACGAGGCCGAAGAACAUGUCAAACUUGAAAAUGGCGAUGAGGUUGCUCUGCCACCUCGGACUCGCCUCGUUACCACAGCCGACGUUCAAUCUGGUAACACAGUUGUCCAAGUACCGGUUUCUCUGCCGGUGGGAACUCUUAUAGGCGGCACAACGUUUAAUGUACUCACUCACGAUCAAAUCCAACACUUCAAACCGAUGAUUUGCGUGGAUAAUAAUGGAUUUGUGUCAGGAAGUACCGUUGUCGGAGACUUGACCGGUGACCUCAAACCAACGCAUAUCGUGAUCCAGCAACAGGGAUCAGACCAACAACAGCAAGUCAGUACGAAUCAAGAUGAUCUAGUGGACCAGCAACAAGUUCAAUCCCAAACACAGCAGGAAUAUCGCAUAGAAACUAACAAUCUUAUCGACCGGUUGAGCAAUCUCGACAUCCUGCCGGUACGGUGUAAGACAACAACAGGCGAGCUGUACAAGAGCCGCCUUGGAUCCGGGGGUCGUGGAAAGUGUAUUAAACAUAAGGACGGCUGGUAUACUCCCAGUGAAUUCGAAAAUAUCUGUGGCCGCGGUUCUAGCAAAGACUGGAAGCGUUCGAUACGCUAUGGUGGUCGAAGUCUGCAGGCAUUAAUCGACGAAGGAAUACUUACCCCACAUGCUACCAGUUGCACAUGCUCCGCAUGUUGUGACGACGAAUCUGCCGCUUCAGGUCCUAUUCGACUGUUCACACCCUACAAACGGCGACGGCGCAAUCAAAUCGAGCCCGAACAGCCCGAGAAAAAGAAGCGAAUUAUUGUAAAUAACAAUACUAACACUAGUAAUAACAACAUCCAUAUAAACAACAUCAGCAGUACGAUCAGCAACCCAAGUACUACGACGGCAACCGUCAAUCAGCAGAAUACCACCGUUAGUCACCAACAUGCUGCACAGCAGCAACAACAACAGCAGCAGCAAGUACAACAGCAACAUGUGCAACAACAGCACCAGCAACAUCAACAAGUCCAACAACAACAACAGCAGCAACAUCAAGUGCAACAACAAAUUCAUCAGGCUACUGCAACCAUCAAUGCAACGCCGAUUAUCACCAACAACACGAGUACCACCACUACCACAACGACCGUCAAGGUGGUCCAGCAGGAACAGCAAGAGAUUGAAAACGAACUGGCCAUAGCAACCAAAGAGGAACCAUGGCAAACGCUAGCCGAAGGAAUCGAAAGUGCCACAGAGUAUGUCGAUCAAACGACACAGUUGGUUUCCGAAGCCAACCUACCAUUCGAGAAUCUAAAAUCUCUGUGCUCCCAGGUGGUUAAGGCUAUGCACGAGAUGAAAAAAUAUAUCGGCGAGGCCCGGGAAAUUCACACUCGACAGCUGGAGAGGUUGCAGAGGGAGCGAGACGCGGCUAUUUUAGCCGUCACUCAACUUGAAGAGCAAAACAAUAUCAGUAGUCAAUUACCACCAGGAUCGGUUCAUGCAAAUAAAAAGUGCGCCAACUGCAACCGGGAAGCCCUGGCCGAAUGUUCGCUGUGUCGACGGACCCCGUACUGUUCUACCUUCUGUCAACGAAAAGACUGGAUCACUCAUCAGAAUGAGUGCGUGCGGAGUACACAGGAAGCGACCCAUCAGAUUAUGCUGAUAGUGGAUGAAACUCAAUAACCUUUAAUUUUCUAAUUGCGACCGGCUCAAAGUGAGAAAUGAGAAGAAAAUGUAGUCCUAUAAGGUGCUACACAGUAACAUGUUCGAAAUUAACAAAGCUUAAGGUAGAAACACGGAAGUGUGGGAAGCAGCCUUGGGCUGCAUACCGUGGAAGUGCAAGCUGCAUUCGAGGGUCGCAAUUUAGUAAGAUGAUUAACGCACCGCGUUACUAAAUGGUUUAUCGCUGCGCUAGAACUGGGGCGCAAUGGUAAUGCCAGCAACUAUUUUUAUAUUUAAAUAGCAAAAUCGGAAUUCGUUUUUUUUUAAACCUGGAAAUCGGACCGAACUGGAUUCACGUACGAGGACUUACUAGACGGAUGCUAGUAAGCAUCAGUCGUGUGUAACUUCUUUGUUUUUAUUUUACUAGGCAAUUGCGGAAGUACAUAUAUUUAAAGAGUAAAGUGUGUAUUUAAUGACAGAAAAUGAAGUUUAAAAAAAAACUUUAUUUAAAAUAGUGGAUAUGAAGAAUAAUAAGAGAUUUCAACUCUUAAAAUGUUAUGCCAUGUUUUUAUUUUUGUUUUCUUUUGAUUAUUAUAUCACAUCAUUGUUUGUUGAUUUUUAGAAUCAACGGUUGUUAUUUAUUGGUUUAUAAAUUUGUUUUUUUUUUUCCUUUUUCCUCAAUUACUUGAAAUGGAACAUGUUACAAAAACGAAUGUAGAUGUCGAUUUUAAAUCGUUACUCUUAAUGCCUUUUUAUAAAAAGAUCGUUUUACUAUGCUUUGGAAUGGUUUUUUGUUUCGUAAUAAAUAUUUAAACUUAAACACGAAUAUUUUUUCAUGGAUAUGGAAAUGUUAGUAUGGGCACAACCGCAAUGAAUCAAAGCAUUUACUAAUUGAUUGGGUCUAUAUUACAGAGAACAGACGAAGAAUUAUGGCUUCAAAUAGAAUUAUUCUAUCUACCAUAAAAAAGAAACACAUCUUCCUUUCCUUCAAACCCAAUCAAAUUCUAGACUUAUAAAAAAAGUUCAAUUAAUCAUAAACAUCAAACUUUCGAAGCUCUCAAGAGAUUUUAAGCUUUUCAAAUUUGAUGUCAUCAGUUUUAUUUACUUCACAUAAAUAGAUUUGUUCUCGCGUUGCGAAGAAGCAAAUUUCGUUUGAAGUGACAAUCAUUGUCCGAAUGGCAGAAUCUGUUCAACAACUUGUUUUCUAAUUCACAAUUUAUUGCAAUAGCGCCAUUUUUUUUUUAAGUUUUAUUGCCAUACAUUGACUUAUACAUAUGUAAUUCAACAACAGUUUAUGGUCUUAAAAUCAAGUUUAAUUUCUUUAGGUUAUUUUAAAUUUAAUAUCGAAUAAACAAAAAUACUUUAGCAAUCAAGCAAGUUACUAAAAACGAAAUCAACUGCACAGUACGGUGUUUCGUGAAGUAACCAAACUUCUGCUACAUUCAUAUGACGUUUUAUAUAAAUUCGUAUUUAGCGUAAAUUAAUGUGUAACAUAAAUCAUCUGAUAAAACCCGAAAAUCAAUUAUGGAUGGAAACUAGUUUAAAAUAAACCCGGAAACAUUUUGAUGUAAAAUUAUAAACAAAAAAUGGUUUGAAAACACUGUGGAACGAAACGAUAAUCUAAGAAAUAGAUGUACGUAAAUGAAAUAUACCUACAUUCAGUGUAACUUAUAAAA
Molecule: messenger RNA, 3683 nt
Organism: Wyeomyia smithii (pitcher-plant mosquito)
Lineage: Eukaryota; Metazoa; Arthropoda; Insecta; Diptera; Culicidae
Product: deformed epidermal autoregulatory factor 1-like
Exons: 5
Coding region: 355-2028 (557 amino acids)
Biological process (GO): regulation of transcription by RNA polymerase II
Cellular component (GO): nucleus
Molecular function (GO): DNA-binding transcription factor activity, RNA polymerase II-specific; DNA binding
Source: RefSeq, a predicted model, not a curated record